Molecule: messenger RNA, 5133 nt
Organism: Archocentrus centrarchus (flier cichlid)
Lineage: Eukaryota; Metazoa; Chordata; Actinopteri; Cichliformes; Cichlidae
Product: potassium voltage-gated channel subfamily B member 1-like
Exons: 3
Coding region: 410-2809 (799 amino acids)
Biological process (GO): protein homooligomerization; potassium ion transmembrane transport; action potential
Cellular component (GO): voltage-gated potassium channel complex; membrane
Molecular function (GO): protein binding; delayed rectifier potassium channel activity
Source: RefSeq, a predicted model, not a curated record
GCCAGCACGCACGCACGCUGUGAGCAGGUGGAGGAGAGAUACUAGGAGCAUUCCCGACUACUUACAGGAGUCUACUUGUUGAUUCGCCUUCGGAGCGAUGCACACGCCAGACUGGACAUGUUGAUUCCGAUGUAAAGCACUUAUAGUUUUCAACAUGUCGGUACGCAGUUCAUGAUGCCCCCAUCAGCUCCUAAAAGAAAGUCGAAGACCUGGAGAGCAGUAACAAGUUUGAACGCGUUUACUCUUGAAAUGUUGCCGAUGCCGCUCCUGGAGGUGAAUCGGGAUAUAAGGAAGACAGGCAAAAGAAACCAAGGGGGACCCUGAUGCGGUCAUCUCUAGGACCAUGUUCCCUUAAUCCACCAUCCUGCAUCUUCCAGUGUUUUCAAGUGACCGAGUAACUUGAGUGAAGAUGAUCAAAACAGGACCUCGAUUGGCCACCGCGCUGCCACCGGAUACAAUCGACAUCAUCCGCAGCAAGACCCACUCCCGCCGGGUAAGACUCAACGUUGGGGGUCUUCUCCAUGAAGUUCUGUGGAGGACGCUGGAUAGGCUGCCCCGCACGAGACUGGGCAAACUACGAGACUGCAACACUCACGACUCUAUCAUAGAGAUAUGCGACGAUUACAGCUUGGAUACCAACGAGUACUUUUUCGACAGACACCCCGGCGCCUUCACCUCCAUCCUCAACUUCUACCGCACUGGAAAGUUGCACAUGAUGGAGGAAAUGUGCGCCCUCUCGUUCAGCCAAGAGCUGGACUUCUGGGGCAUCGACGAGAUCUACCUGGAGUCCUGCUGCCAGGCCAGAUAUCACCAGAAAAAAGAGCAGAUGAACGAAGAGCUCAAAAGAGAGGCCGAGAACAUGAGAGAGAGGGAAGGAGAGGAGUUUACUACCACGUGCUGUUCCGAAAAGAGGAAGAAACUCUGGGACCUCUUGGAAAAGCCAAGCUCAUCAUUUGCUGCUAAGAUCCUGGCAAUCAUCUCCAUCCUCUUCAUCGUGUUGUCCACCAUUGCCUUGUCUCUGAACACACUUCCAGAGCUGCAGGACACGGAUGAGUUUGGUCAACCCACCGACAAUCCACAACUGGCCCAUGUGGAAGCUGUGUGUAUCGCCUGGUUUACUAUGGAGUACCUGCUUCGCUUUCUCUCUUCUCCCAACAAAUGGAAGUUCUUUAAGGGUCCUUUGAAUAUCAUUGACCUGUUAGCCAUCCUGCCCUAUUAUGUCACCAUCUUCCUGACAGAAUCCAACAAGAGCGUGUUGCAAUUUCAAAAUGUGCGUCGUGUGGUUCAGAUUUUCCGGAUCAUGCGGAUCUUGCGUAUUCUGAAGCUAGCCCGUCACUCCACAGGCCUUCAGUCCCUGGGCUUCACUCUCAAGAGGAGUUAUAAUGAGCUGGGCCUCCUCAUCCUAUUCUUAGCCAUGGGAAUUAUGAUAUUCUCCAGUCUGGUGUUCUUCGCUGAGAAGGAUGAAGAAGACACCAAGUUUAAGAGCAUCCCAGCUUCCUUCUGGUGGGCUACCAUUACUAUGACCACAGUGGGUUAUGGAGAUAUUUACCCAAAAACUCUGUUGGGAAAGAUAGUUGGAGGUUUAUGCUGCAUUGCAGGAGUUCUGGUGAUCGCCCUGCCUAUCCCCAUCAUUGUAAAUAACUUCUCUGAGUUCUACAAAGAGCAAAAGAGGCAGGAGAAAGCCAUCAAACGAAGGGAGGCUCUGGAGAGAGCUAGGAGAAAUGGUAGCAUUGUCUCUAUGAACAUUAAAGAUGCAUUUGGUCGCAGCGUGGAGCUCAUGGAUGUAAUGGUAGAAAAAUCUGAUGAAAAGAUAGAGAAACUCCACGAUAAUCAUGUGUCUCCUAAUAUCCACAAAGGGACUCCCAAACACAAACUAAAGACCAACCCCAGUAGCCCCACCAAGACCCUUGAAUCGAACUAUGAAGAGCAGGCCAAGCCUUCUAGCAGCCCCCAGCACCUCAGUGCACAGAAACUGGAGGAGCUGUACAACAAGAUGACCAAGACCCAGUCGCAACCCAGCCUCAACGGCAAGGAAAGGGAAAAGGGGCAGCCAUCCAAAACUUAUAGACAGAGAGCUGAGCUUGAGAUGGGAAGCAUCCCAACUGAAGCUAUCUCAAGCACAGUGGAGGUUUUGACAGACAUGAAGAGCAUGUCCAGUAUUGACAGCUUCAUCAGUUGUGCCACUGACUUACCCGAGAGCUCUCGCUUUUCCCAAAGCCCUAUCAGCAACAUGCCAGGGAAGGUCAGUACAAACCCAAGCCUGGAGACCACGUUGGAAAAUGAGUUUGAAGGCAACACUACACCCUUGACAGGCACCAAGUUCAGCCUGUAUUCUGACAACCCCAGAGGCACGCAUUUCAAAAACCCACUCAAAAGUCAUUCUUUAAAAGUCAACUUCAGAGGUGGUGAGGAUUCAGGGACAGGAGUCCUCUCUGACAGCUCAUCCGUGCAGAGUCCCGAGGCGUCCAUCUACACAACUGCCAGCAGCAGGACACCCAGCAAGAGCCCAGAAAACCUACUGCCCAGCAUGUUCACAUUCCAUGAUGCCUCAGUCAGUAAGUUUAUUGAUGCUGAUACAGAUGAGGAGGAGCACCCACAUGAUGGUUCGGGCCCCAACCCAAACCAAAGACUCCUGGAGAAAUCCAGCCCCAAGUUUGGCCAUCGAUCCAGUUUCCAACAGGGUCCCAACCACAUGGAGGGCAUCCAAAGAAAGCUGGGAAAUAGCACACUGCCGUUAGAUGGGCGGGAGAACCAUGUGGCUCAGGAACUCCAGCCACUUCAGGGAGAGAAGAGUCACUCUAACUCUUAAAAGACUUAAAGGAAAGAGACAAUGGACAGAAGGAGAGUAGAAAGCAAAGGAGGUGGAGAGCAAAUAAGAAGCACAAUGAACCUCCCAGCACUAUGAAAGGCAUGGAAAACAUUUGCAGGAACAUUUAAAGAGUUACAAAAAUACUUCUCCCAUGAAGUUACACUAAUUGUGCACACUGGGAAAGAAUUUUGUUUUCUCUCAAAAUUCUGCUAAUGAAUCCUAAGUAAAUCCUUUUAGCAGAGGACUCAAAAAAAAAAAGGCAAGGAAUGCAUUCUGGGGAGUUUUACAAUUUAUACAUUUGUUUUAGCCAAGUCAGCCCAGUACAGUUAUUCUUUUUCAUUAGGCAAAAACCUACUUUUCUGAUUCCGGCAUCCCUGGAUACCACUUUAAAGCCAUGAUAGCAAAGGCUGUCAAAUCAGUAGCAAACCGCAGAGGGCAUUGAAACAUGGCAUACUAAGCUGAGAUAUUUCAGCUGUAAGGGGAACACGCAUUUUCCUUUACUUUCUAUACAGUGUAUAACUAUAUACAGUGUAUAUUACAAAGGCGAAGUGGUGGGAAAAAAAUGUGUAGUUGGUUUCCUGUAACUUCCUUCCUCGACACUGGCCUUAGUACAUGUUGUCUCCUAUGUUUUAUGUUUGUAUGGCAGAGUGAAAGCCAGAAGCCGACAGGCAGACAGACAGCAUAUACAUGUGCGCAAUAAUUACCUUUCAUAUCUAUUAUAUUUAUUCUUAUGUAGCGUUUUGUGGUCCCUUGUCUUAAGUGUGAUCUUCAGAAGAAUCAAGUGUCCAAGAGGGGUUUAGUGUUGUGCUUAUUGAUAUUUUUUUUUUACUGCACAGAUUACAUUAAACGGCACAGAGACACACUGUGAGGUUGCAUCCAUAAAUGUCCUUCCUGUUCCUGUUGUGCCAGACUGCUGGCGAGAGAGAGAGAGAGAGAGAGCACCUUUUUAUUAUUAACACGGGAAAAGUUGUGUUACCCAUGUUUGUUUACCUGUUUUCUUUGUUUCUAAAUGUCUUUUGCGUGUCACUGAGACUUCAUGUCGAAUCUGGAGAAAAACAACAACAAAAAAACUUUCUCGGAGGAGUCGCCAUUCCCGUUGUAGCGGAUAGACUUUGCAUUAAACGACACUGCUUAUGAGCAUCGAAGCAGCUGGAAGGACAGCAGUGAAAAUCAGAGAUUUUCUAUGUUGAGCUUCUGGUUUUGUAGUAGUGUGAAUAUUGUACAUUUAUAACUGCAAGAGUAGAAUCUGUUACAAAGAUACAUGUUUAUUGUACAAGGUAAAGAAUCAAAAUAAUUUAUAUUUUUAAGAUAUUUUCUAAAAGAAUGGAUUCUUAGAUAAAUAUAUUGUGCUAAUCUCAUAGUUUUGCAUUUCAGUAUAUGUACUGCAUUAUUUUGAAGGAGCUGCAUUUAUGAGAUAAUAUUCUUUAGUAGAUACUUUUCUGUUGUUUGCUGCUGUCUCCCUGCAAAUGUCUGUCCCUCUGGUUUUUGUGUGAUGCGAGGAACCAAAGAAUUGUUCUUUCUAAUAACUCAUACAGACGAGUUAUCUCGAAAUAUUAGAAAUUGAAGAAUUCCUUCUCUAAAAAACACAGAUUCUGACAUAUUUCAGGGAGCCAUACUCGCUCAUUCGGGACAAACAUGUGAGCUAGAGAGAGAGAGAGAGUGCACAGGCCUCUGAAGAAGAUGGCUGCUGAUGGAGGAUGACAUAAGAAAAUGAAAAAUGAAGAUGGGAACAAAGCACUUUAUUUCAUAUCCCUUUAGAAAGCUAAUUUGAUUAUUUACACUCUGUGGUUUCUGGCAAGUGGUUCGCUUCCAGAAAUCCAAAACAUCACGCUCAUAUGAGUCCAGAUGACAUCUCUUAUAAACUUAAAGACACCUCGCAGCUAUGUGCUGCCUGCCACUCUGACACACAAACAGCAAGGAGGUACAUUAGGCCACUCUAGUUCAACCGAGGAUUCUUCAUCCUGCUUUUCUGAAUGCACCUGAUCACCGGACACAUGAACAGUCUGGGUGCUGGCUGACUGCUGCCCUCAUGCUCUUUCUUACAAAAAAUCAUGCAAGUAUGGUUUUAUACGGUUAUUAACUUACAACAUAUCAUGUAAGCAAGCUCCAAGCAGCCGUUUUUAGUAGUGGACCUUAAGCUUAAAAGGAACAUUUACUGUUGUGCAAUGUUUGCAGUCAAUAGAUGUGACAUGAGUUAGAUAUUUCUGUGCCUUUGCUUUUAAAAACGCCUACUCUGCACACUGAAUCUGUCGCUGUGCCCUGUCUAAUGGAGCCUGAAUGACAAUAAAACAAACUGUACUGCAAAUAAACACAUAGAGAACUGG